AUGCGGAGUGGGGCAAUUGCAAAUGGCCGCUCCUCGCGAUCACGCGUGACAUCGUCGCUUCCUCGCGACGUUCACCAUGUUGGAUUUACACGCCAAACAUAUGCAUGCCCGCUUUGCCCGGCGUGCUUGUCGGCUCCUGGUAAAUACCUUGAAGAAUUCCUUUCCCUCAACGUUCCCGAUAGAGAUUGGACGAAAUUGACCAAGAGUCAACGAAUUCUCCUCUUUCGGUAUGUACACACCAGCAGUUCGACAACAACACUCCGAAACAUCGCUAACUCCCCAAAUGUUCACAAGAAGCCACCACAGACACCUCAGCAACCUGGGACACCUCUUGUAGACAGCUUUCUCUCCUUUACUCGUCUUUCUCUCUUUACAUUUUCUCGGUAUAAUUUCCUUCUCUUUUCUUCUCUCCCCAUUUUUCUUUUCGUUUUCUCUUUUUCUCUUUUAUAUAUUUCCCCUCCUCUUUUUCUUUUUCGUCUUCUUUUUUCUUCUGUCCCAUUCUCUUUUCAUCUUAUUUAUUUUUUUAUCCUUUUCCCCUUUUCUCUAUUUUGUUUUUGUUUUUUUUUUCUUCCUCGUUCUACUCUUCCUUAUUUUUCCUCUUUUUCGUUUUCCUUCACCUACGCAAAUUUUUUUCUUUCUCUUCCUAUUUCUCUUCCUCCUCCUCCAACUCCUAUGUUAUCCUCUUGA
This is a messenger RNA of Acanthosepion pharaonis, 687 nucleotides long. Lineage: Eukaryota; Metazoa; Mollusca; Cephalopoda; Sepiida; Sepiidae. The record is from the annotation of a GenBank genome assembly.